Molecule: messenger RNA, 6963 nt
Organism: Symbiodinium natans
Lineage: Eukaryota; Dinophyceae; Suessiales; Symbiodiniaceae
Source: the annotation of a GenBank genome assembly
AUGCUCCACCACCUCAGCGCCCGACGCCAGGAGAGCAACAUUGUGGCUCCCAACACCCAGAGCAGCAGGGGCACGAUUGAUGCUCAGGAAGCUGAAUUGGUCUUCAUGCUAAGGACUUGGCCCGGGUGGAGUGCCGCCGGAUACUCGACUUCGUUCGGCCGGGCUCCCGGCGGCUACAGCACACUGGAAAGGAAGUGUGCCAGAGCAGACCCAGAGGCCGUAGAGGUUGUAGAGGUUGUUGACGUGGAGGACGUUGAAGAGGAACCAACUUCGGCGCCCGCAGUGGUACCGCGAUCCUCUGAAGGUUCCCGGUCUCCACCCACCGCCAAGUGGUGGCCAAGGUCACGAGCUGCGGCGCCCGACAGGGUACCGGGCCCCUCGUCGAGAGACAGUCGGUCACGGCCCUCUUCGUCUUCGUCCGGGAUGGCUCCCUUGGCGACAAGAUGUCCUCGGGAGGCGCCGCGAACUCCGGUUUAUGGCGAGCGUCGGCGCCGUAUCAGUGGGAUACUUAGUUGCAUCCUGCGCCACGACGCCGUCCGUCUCCGCGUCCCCAUCCUGGGUGACGGCACCUGUGAUCUGCGCACGCUGGUCCAGGCAAGGGACUUGCGCCAGCUCGGCGUUACCGAAGGCGAAGUUCUUUAUGUGGUCGACACCGACAGGCUGGAUGAUACCCGUAUGUAUGAGACUCUGACGGCUCGCUCGGUGGUGGGUCUCACAGCCUUUCACGGGACACGCCGUGACCGGCUGGCGGAGAUCAUGAACAGCGGUCUCCAGGCAGGCGGCCCCCGCGGGGACCGGGCCCACAUCCACAUGGCCACGAGCAUGGAUGGGGUUAGAGCAGACUCGGAGGUGGUGCUGGUCAUGAACCCCGAAAUCCUCCUGGCAGCCGGCCUCACGCUCUUCCGUUCACGCAAUGGCUACCUGCUGACGCCAGAUGCCAUCGCCCCUGAGCAUAUCCAGCGCGUCAUCCGCUGCAAAAGCAUCCAGCAAGGGCUGCUUCCUGCUCUCGGCGCCCGUCUGGGUACCGUCAUAGGUAGUUGCGGAGCAGCCGUUUCAUGCCUGCAUGCCCGCCGACUUGCGCAGAUGGACCAAGAUAGAGGGGACCGCUGCAGCCGAGCCCGCUGCAGCGGCUGCAGCGUCUUCAACUGUGCCGCCGGCUACGCAGCAGCGGGUGGAGGCAUCUUCUGGCAAGCAAGCCCCAGUGGUGCCUCCGAUGGCUCCGUCACCUGUGCAACAGUCUGGGCAUGGAUGUCUCUGGAGGCGCCACAGAACAGCAACAUUCCACUGCGUCCCCCCAGAGGGUCGACGGAUGGGCCCAGGUCAGUGCCGGCGCCAGUCCUGAUACCCGCGGUUGCUUUUACAGCCACAGAAUCCGAAUGUGUUCGAAUCUGGGGUAUCUUCGACUCUGUCAGAGAGAUUUCCCAUCGUCUUAAAGCUGCCGGGCAUGCUGAGCGGUAUCGGGCCUUCUUGGCCAAAGGCCACUACCGCAAGUACCACUCAGCCUUUCACAACUCUCCGGCCACCUCGGGUGUGCCGCGCGUGGGCAACUGGUGCGUGGGUGCUGCGGCGACCUGUCUGCUUCCCGAGGUCCACGUCUUUUUCCCAGGAGACCAGCCGGAAGCUGUGGGAGACGCGACAGAGGCGUGGUUUGGCCGGGAAUGUGGUGCGACGCUCCCUCAUGAGCCUCUCCAACUUCCACCUCCUGCUGAUGUGGGUCUCGAAGCCUCCCGAUAUGAGUGGAAGCAGGACUUCUGUGCGCUGCUCAACCUGACCCACUCUCUCCACGAAGGUAUUCCGACAGGCCUGUAUAGGAAGCUUCACUGGUGGGACUCCUUAGCAAAUAGGGAACUAGCCUUUGCCCAGUUUUUUCCGCGCCCGAGUGGGCUGACGGCCCCCCAAGGGGACCGAGGCGCAGCUGCAGAGCCACUGCGGCCAGGGCGUCGUCACUUUCUCACGCCUGACUCGGACACCUCAGCUUCAGUGGCAUUUUACGAGAUGUGCUGUAGGCAGUUGCUUCGGUUAAAGCUGCGAGUCACACUCGUAAGUUCCUCAAGCCUCUGUCAGGUACGUGGCCUGUUUUCGCGGAAUCAGGCCUGGUGGCUCUGGCCUUGGUUGCUUGCUCUCAUGUUCAAGCACUUUCUCAAAGUUAACUUCAGCUGUGUCAGUUAUGCAAUGUGCCAACGCACGUCGAGCCGUCCCGGUCCCAAGUCCGGGGCUAGACACACCUAUGUGUUUCUUCUCGUGAUUUUCUCGACCUUGGUGGUGUCUAGUGGUGUGAGGGUUGGUGGUCAGGGUACCUCCCCGCCACCCGGAGGGGCUGGUGCUCCAGGUCUCUCUGUUAACAAGGCUGUCCCGAAGCCUAGAGGUAGGAAUGUUCCUGACUUGCUGGCUUCUCCCCCUACCUUCAAAACUGCAAAACGAGCCUUCCAGAGGGCUCUGCGUCGAGCGCAACUUCAUGGUACCACCAUGUAUCGCGGCCGUUGUCGUACUUUACAGGAACUGGGUGGCCGUCCGGGAGCUGUGUUCACCUCCAAGGGUCUGCCAGGUUCUUCAACUGCUGCUCCCUCCCGCUCCCCCUAUGCGAAGCAUGGCCCCCGACUUACCGUGCUUACGCUCAAUGUGGGCGGUCUCUCGCAGGACGCGUGGGACGAAGUGCAGAUCUGGAUACAUGACCAAUGCACUCAGGACAUCAUCCUCCUGCAAGAAACACAUUGGUCACACAGCAAUAUGUUCUUUCUCCCUCGCUACAUUGUGAUCCAUUCGGGUACUGCUGGCCAUCGUCAUCAGGGGUGUGCGAUCUUACUAUCUAAGCAACGAUUCACACCCUCCGGAGUGCGGUGGGCGCCCAUAGUUCCGGGCCACCUCCUUCACGCGCGGGCCUCUCUGGGAACAAAGCCGGUGGACGUAGUAUGUUUGUAUCAGCACUGCUGGAGUCACAACGGGGAUACUGCCUCGCUUCUGCAACGAAGGGAGCGUCUCUGGGUACAGCUGGACAAACUUCUCGGAGGAGUUCCGCGGCGAAACGUGUUGGUGUUGGGCGGGGAUUUCAAUGUCGGCGGCCGUAUGGAUGGUCAAGUGUUCGGCCCAGGCACUAAAUCUGCCAGAGCGCCCCCUCCCGACCAGCCACUCUUUCAGAGUCUGUUGCAGACUCACUCCCUGCAAGCAAUCAACACUUGGAAGAGUGGCUUACGUGCCUUUACCUUUCAGAAUGGAGAAACGUUCACUCAAAUUGACUUUCUGAUUGGCCGUGCGCGUCAGGUUGAUGAUAUGGCUCGUGGCGCUGAGUCGGACCACAACUGUCCUGUCUUGAAGUGGCGGUACGGCCCUCUGCACCACCCGGUCUAUGGGUCGUUUCCUGCCUGCUGGUAUGCCACUGCGCCGGCCACUCCCAGUGUGCCGAAACAGGCAAAGCUUAGCCUUGCCCAAACUCCUGAAGCCAUUCGAGCCUUCCGCGAAAAACUGGCGCUUGCGUUGCCGAACGCUGAAACGCCGCAGGAGCUUAACGACUGUCUUCAAGAAGCGGCGACGCCUCUGAUGGUCGAAGAGCCUCGCCCUCCUCUCUCGCAUCUUCCACAGGUGCGCGGCUUAGUGGGAGCAAUGUGGGAGGCACGGCGUCGUGCUCUCGAGGUUUCUUGGUCGACUGGUCUUUCAGUGCUUCCUCUGAGCCUGUCAAAUAUUUGGGACGUGGUGGUGCGACUACACUUCACAGCCCGCGUCAGAAUACAGCUGCGCAGUGUCUGGCAGGGCUGGUGCUCGGCUGCGAGAUAUCUUGCCCUGCACAGGGCGCUGCGAAAGACCAGUCGUAAGGCGAGGCGGCAAGUGAUGGACGACCGCAUCUCCGCUGCGGCUCAGGCAGAACAACAAGGGGACCGCUCCGCUCUUUUUGCGGUCGUUCGAACGUUCAUGCCCAAACAACCGCGGAUGCGGACCCAGCUUCGGGGUCCGGAAGGCGAGUUGCUCUCCUCUGCAGCUGAAGCAGAUGCAUAUGAGGCAUACUGUCGUACGGUGUAUGCUCCUGCUCUCUCUGCGCGGGAAGAGCUCCCACCGCUGGCACCGCCAGCUGAAAACACUGCGCCGCCCGUGUCCCUAACCCUGGAACACGUCCUCCAGGCUCUCCGGUCUUUCUCCGCGCGAAAAGCAGUUCCCCGUCAUCUGGCUCCCAUCCUGCUCUGGAAACUCGGUGCUGAUCUUGUUGGCCCUCACCUCCAUCGGCUCUACUUGCAGGCCAGGCCUCCAGCGGCUGUUUUCCCCCCGCUUUGGGCCGACUCCUGGCUGACUUGGUUGCCUAAGCAGGGGAAGACGGGUACCACCCCAGCGGAGCAACGCCCCAUAUCCCUGACGGAUUGCGGGGGGAAGGCGGUCACCAAGGCGUUCACCUCCCAACUCCAGCCCACUCUUCGGGAGGCGUUGGCUCCGUGGCCGCAAUUUGCUUAUCUCGGUGGUCGAUGCAUUGAGCACGCCGUCGCCAGAGUAACGGCCCACUGUGUGGCAGUUCGGGAUCGUCUUGCUUCCGGAAGAGUGACCCUGAAACAGCGCAGGGCCGGCAGUGGCCCACAGGGCCAAUGUUAUGGGGGAGUUAUGGUUAGUGUUGACUGCUCCAAGGCCUUCGACACGGUCGAUAGACAGGUCCUUAAAUCGGAGCUGUGCAGCGCAGGAGUCCACCCUGAGGACGUUGACUUCAUAAUGCGCAUGCACACGGCCAUCUCCUAUCACCCUGUGCCCAAGGAUCCCCGCCGCGCGGUUCACAGCAAACGGGGUGUUAGGCAAGGCUGCGCUUUAGCUCCAUCUUUAUGGUCGCUCAUCACCGUUGCCUUACUGCGUGCCCUCGCGGAGAAAUGCGGCACCCAAUGGGUCACCGACCUUGUCACUAUGUAUGCGGACGAUCUCCUGGAAACCUGGGAGGUGUACACCAGAAAGGACCUGGAUCUGCUCAUGCAGGCUGUCAGUCAGAGCUUUCAGCUGCUGGAAGCGCUCGGACUGCAAGUCCAGCCACAGAAGACCAAAGUGGUCCUCGCGCUUAGGGGAAGGCAAGCGCGCCUUUGGAUACGUCGACACACCUUGGACACCCCCGAUGGCAGAGUCCUUCUUAUCCCGGCCCCCAACGGGAAGCCGCACCAUCUGCCAAUUGUGUCCUCCAUCAAGUACCUGGGGGUAGUUCUCAGUUAUGGCGACUUUGAGGGCGCCACGCUGACACAUCGCCUGUCCUGCGCAGAAGCAAAUCGCUCUCGUAUUCUCCGUAUCCUUCACUCCCGAUCGGUUAGCUUGCGGCGUAGAGUUCAGCUGUGGCGGGCGUGCGUCUUCUCCUCAGCCGUGUAUGGCCUGCACGUUGUUGGCCUUCGGCCCAAGCAUCUCCGCAGGCUGACCGUUGCUCUGGUCAGACACCUUCGGGCAAUCGCUGGCAGUUUCGCGCACAUCCACCACGAAGCUAGUAGAGCUCUCCUUGACAGACUCGGCGUGGCGGACCCCCUGGAGGCGAUCCGGCAGAGGAACCAAACUCUAGUCGAAUCUAGCUGGAGUACCAAAGACCCGCAGGUCUCUCAUCCCAGGGUUCUAGGUCGACUCCGAGUGGUAAAUGAAGCCCUGACCCGACUCUCAAGUUCGCUUCGGGCCCAAACUGAGGCUGUUCAAGGCGAGCUCGUCGAUCAGGUGCUGCCCUCUCCGCCACAAUCUCGAGAGGGAGCUCCGUGGGGUCAGCUGGUACACAGCUCGGGCGGGCUUAAGGAAGCUCUCUUCCACUGCUGGCAUUGCGACCUGUGCUUCGCAGAAUUGGCUGCCUUGAAGCGUCAUCUGCAAGAUGCCCAUGAUGCUCACACCCUGCCGGUAUCCUCGGAAACGGGUUUUCGGGAACAUAGUGUGGGAGGGAUGCCGGUCUGUGCACAUUGUCAAGCGGAUCUGGUGUCAUGGAAUAAUUUCAAGCGCCACCACCGCUACAGACACUGUCCAGUGCUGUGGCUGCGGACCCAACAGUCUCAAGAUGUCUCCCCUCCUCAGGACGAUCCUCCCCCCGUCCCUCCUGUCCCGAUGGAGUCAUCCACUCUUUCUGCUCCUCAGGCUUGGAUUCCUCUCGCAGACUGGCCACAGCUCCGCGACGCCCCCAUGAGUCAAUGGCUUGAGAUCUUCCGAAUUCCCUCGGCAGCUCAGAUCUUACGUGAGGGCUGUGCCCAAUGUGGGCAAUGGCUGGUCAGUGUAAAAAGCAUCAAACUUCACUAUAAGCAUGUGCACCCAGACAUUUACGAAGAACUCAUCGACCAGGAAAUGGCGGAGGUGUUCGGCAAGCGGCCCCAUGCAGGGAAGCCGGGGCAGGAGAACGCAGUCCGCGACAGGGAGGAGAUGACGCUCCGGAUGGGGCAACUGCUGCUGCGACACACGGACUACCUAGCCCGCCUGCGCUCGGACCACACGGUCAUCAUCACAUACCGCAACGACGACACCCCGGAAUGCCUCCUGCCCGCCCUCCUAGAGAAGGCCGAGACCUGGCGCCGGCUGAAGCUCGAGAAGUCGCCCAACCUCACUCGGACACUUCGGCAAACGCUCCUUCUCUACACGCUUCAGGAACUCCGGGAGAGAGCUAUGAUGCUGGAGACCUCUGCAGCACAGGCGCAGGCAGAUCGCACCCGCUUCACGGAACUGCGCUGGAUGACGGCAGAGGGUCAUUGGAACCACUUGGUCUACGACCCGAGCGAGGUCCUCAAGGAGCUGGAGCGUCUCAUCAUCAUCUUCAAGACGCCGGAACUGAUCCUCAAGUACGACUCCUUUCGCCCUCUCAAGGGCAAGUUGGAGGGUCCGCUCAUGACGUUCCAGCUGGAGCUGUCUCUGCAGAGCCCGGUGGCGCACGAAGCCAUGCAGAUUUUGAGGGGGUGGUUUGGACUGUCCCACAUGCUGCUCAUGGGCGCCCGCAUCAAGCCGGAGCGAGCAAUCCGGCCACAUUUGGCACAGGCUCUACAGCAAGCUCUGUUCGGAUGA